AUGGUUAAUAUUCCCCAGUGUUUAUAUAGUCUCCAGCAGCAGACCCAGGCCUUUCAGCACUGGGCCAGCUCCACCACCAUGGCCGGCUUCUUGCAGAUGACCCUGGCCUUCAAGAAAUACCUCAUCAUAGUGCUCGUGCCCCUUUUGUCUCUUCCUCUGCCUCUGGCUGUUCCUACCAAGGAGGCCCAAUGCGGUUAUGUUAUCAUAGUGAUGGCGCUGUUUUGGUGCACGGAAGCUUUGCCCUUGGCCGUCACGGCUCUCUUUCCUGUCCUGCUGUUCCCGCUAAUGAAUAUCAUGGAUUCAACAACAGUCUGCCGGGAGUACCUGAAGGACACCAAUAUGCUUUUUAUUGGGGGACUGCUGAUGGCCAUCGCUAUUGAGAACUGGCACCUGCACAAGCGCGUUGCUCUGAGGGUCUUGCUUAUCACUGGUGUCAGGCCAGCCCUACUUCUCAUGGGUUUCAUGGCUGUGACAGCCUUCCUCUCGAUGUGGAUCAGCAACACCGCCACCACCGCCAUGAUGGUCCCCAUAGCACAAGCAGUGUUGGAACAGUUGCACAAGUCCGAAAUUGAGUCUAGCAACACAGCUGGCCAAACAUCUGAAAACAUCAACAAAGCCUUUGAACUUCAGGAAGAGCCGACCAAAUCAGAUCUCUCCAAAGAAGCAGAGGAAAAAGGUAACAGCCAUGUCCUGACAGUCGAGGAAGACAGAAAAAGGAAUGAAAAUCUGAUAGAGGAGAAACACAAGAAAUUCUGCAAGGGAAUGUCUCUCUGUAUUUGUUACUCAGCCAGUAUUGGAGGGAUUGCAACUCUGACCGGGACAACACCGAAUCUGGUACUGCAAGGACAAGUUGAUGAGCUCUUUCCCAACAACGGCAACAUCAUCAACUUUGCCUCUUGGUUCUCCUUCGCCUUCCCCACCAUGAUCGUGUUACUGGUGUUGACGUGGAUUUGGCUGCAGAUACUGUACCUGGGCUUUAAUUUUCGGAAGAAUUUUGGUUGUACUUCAGAUGCCUCUGCAAAGGCUAAGGAGCAGCGGGCCUAUGACAUUAUCAAGGAAGAGAGCAAGAAACUGGGCUCAAUGAAAUUUGCAGAAAUAGCAGUUUUGAUCCUCUUCAUUCUACUGGUGGUGCUCUGGUUUACGAGAGACCCUGGUUUCAUACCAGGUUGGGCAACAGUUCUUUUCAACAAAAAUGACACGAGCUAUGUCACUGAUGCUACAGUUGCCAUCUUCAUUUCAAUUUUGCUGUUCAUCAUCCCUUCCAACUUUUCUAAAAAAGACAAGCAACAAACAGGUGGCAAGUCGAAGUUCAAAGCACCUCCAGCUCUCUUGGAAUGGAAAGUAGUUCACGAGAAAAUGCCAUGGAACAUUGUGUUUCUGCUGGGAGGUGGCUUUGCCUUAGCCAAAGGCAGUGAGGAAUCUGGUCUGUCUUCAUGGUUAGGUACCAAACUGACUCCUCUGCAGCAAAUCCCUCAUCCAGCUAUUGUUCUCCUGUUGUGUCUCCUUAUUGCCACUUUCACCGAGUGCACCAGCAACGUGGCCACCACAACCCUCUUUCUCCCUAUUCUGGCUUCAAUGGCUGAAGCGAUCUGCCUCAAUCCACUCUAUGUCAUGCUGCCCUGUACGCUUUCUGCAUCGUUGGCGUUCAUGCUCCCAGUGGCCACUCCUCCUAACGCCAUUGUCUUCUCAUACGGACAACUCAAGGUUAUAGAUAUGGCCAAAGCUGGGUUUAUACUCAACAUCCUCGGAGUCCUGACGAUAACUCUAGCCAUCAACACCUGGGGUUCGUCUUUGUUCCAACUGCAAACUUUCCCAUCUUGGGCAAACAGGACAGGUACAUGCCCAUAA
Messenger RNA from Charadrius vociferus (killdeer), 1848 nucleotides. It is a transcript of the gene SLC13A2, whose product is annotated as solute carrier family 13 (sodium-dependent dicarboxylate transporter), member 2. The record is from RefSeq and is a predicted model, not a curated record. Gene Ontology annotation, molecular function: transmembrane transporter activity. Gene Ontology annotation, cellular component: membrane. Gene Ontology annotation, biological process: monoatomic anion transmembrane transport. NCBI's taxonomy places the organism in Eukaryota, Metazoa, Chordata, Aves, Charadriiformes, Charadriidae.